Bombyx mandarina (wild silkworm) is the source of this 4011-nucleotide messenger RNA. RefSeq lists its product as uncharacterized. The record is from RefSeq and is a predicted model, not a curated record. NCBI's taxonomy places the organism in Eukaryota, Metazoa, Arthropoda, Insecta, Lepidoptera, Bombycidae.
CCCUACCACCGCCGCCACUCAUGCGCCGCUCGACCUCACGAUCACACGUGCACCCCACCACUCUACGCGACCCUCGACACAAGCAUUACGCACUCGACGGAACCGACGACAACCCCCGCAUUAUGUGCCAGUGACUCUACCAGUGAACAAACUAUAGUGCAAGUGACUUUCUCAACGUGUGAUGUGCUGAAGGGUGUUACAGAAGAAGUGUUUACAGUCGCAGCCUCAGCCAGAUAAGAUUAAAUAUGGUGAGAGGGGCGACGUUGGCGCUAACGCUGGCGCUGGCGUGGGUGUGCGUGGUCCGAGCAAGUGUACUCGUGCCUAGAUAUGCAUUGCCACCUGACUCAUUCGUGCGCGACCAGCGAAGCCUUGGCGCUCCCCCAGACACAGACGGUGCCGAAUCCCAACGUACAAUCAAGCGACUUGUUGGUGGUCAUAUGAAGAUUAAACCUGAAAAAGAAUAUGGUGCUGCGAAAAAUUCAAUUUCCAGCGAUGAUAAAAAUGAUAGCGGCAAGUUUGUUGGUGUGAUAGUUUCCGACCAGUCAAGCAGUAACGUAGGUUGGAAUCAAGGCAUCUGGGACGAUGGCAUGCUCAUGUCCAGCGCCGGCGAAGGAAAGGACGUGGCAAAAACAAAAGAAGACGACGAAGAUAAGAAGACUUUAUCCGAUCAGGUGGCCGAGGGAAAAUAUGGUCUCAUUCAAAAUGAAAUAUUUAUGAAAACCCCUAAAAGGCCUGGUAUAGUCAGCUAUGAGCUAAACGCAGAGACACGAACGAAAGAUAAUCUUCAAAGCUUAGGAGGUCUCAAGAAAGAUGAAAUUUGGCUUGCUGAAGACCACCUUUUAGUUCUCAAAGGAGGUUCCUUCCCUGAACGCACUAAGGAAACAGAUCGUAAGCCUUGGCCACCGAUCGACGACUACGAAGCGCCUAACAGGCAAGUAAAGCUCCCGCAAAAGCCUAAAGUGCCACCGCCCUUUCCAGUACGACUCUCCGACGACGGACCGCUCGUUUUCCUCACGCCAAACGGUAGUAUCCCUGCGUCCCUUUUCCCUUCCUAUUUUACGGGAGAAGGCGAAGAAGCUUUACCUCCAGCGCCAUUCCCAUUCCCACCGGGAGCGUCCUAUUCCGAAGGUGAUAAUCCGGGAAACUCUACUUCCGGGGGAUCGCCGCAGCCAAGUCCUACGUUCCCAUUCCUACCCGGGAAUGCGAGCGAAGGAGCAUUUCCCUUCCCCGCAUCCAUAAACGGCUCUUUUCCAGAAGGCUUUCCACCGGGCGCGGCGUUCCUUCCACCACCGAGCAACCAAUCCGACCUGUACGACGAAGACGACCCUUCGAUUUACUAUCCGCCGCCUUACAAUUUUUCUUACCACACUGACUACAAAAGUAAAGUGCCAGCAGGACCAUUAGUACCUGGAAUUGUAUUACCACCUCCACCAGAUUUCUUUGCGCCUUUAGAAGAAAAAGUGAUCACAACAACCGAAAAUACAAAAACCACUAGACCCGCAAUUCGCAAUAAGACGACAAGACCAACAUCUUCUCAUACUCUUCAACGUAAUAAGUACAAGUCAAGGACAACAACGACUGAAUCAAUCAGGACUGAAACUCCUACUACGUUCGUUGUUCCGCCGACUGUUGAUACUACGACUCAAAAAUCUAGGAAAUCACAACGCCUUCCUUUAAGACAGCCUGUCCGAGUUCAAAAUCUUCACGAAGACAUAACGACGAGACCGAAAACGGAAAAACCUGUCCAGAAAACACGUACAAAACUCACUUCGAAGCCGUUGUCAGUGUCUGUGAUUUAUGAUUAUCCAGAAACGGUGUAUAAUACAAAACCUCCUGCCAGUUCUGAAAAACCGUUUAUAGUUUACGUGCCACAAAAGAAUCCUAAUGUGAUUGCGAACGAUAUAAGUUCAACCUCAGUGCCAUUAAAGAACUUCUACACUAAUUCUCAAAAUGAGAUUCCCACAACAAAGCUACAGCCUGUUUUUAACAGAAAACCGAAUGACAACGGCUUAGCCUCUUUUUACUUUUUCGAUGAACAACCAAAAACCUCACCUGCCCCUACAACUUAUUUCGAUGGAAGAAAUUACUACAAAACCGUACCAGUAUCUCAAGUGCCAUAUGAGCAGACGCAGACAAACGAACAAUCAGGUUUCAACCCAGCGGUCGACGUUUCAUAUGGAGCUAUUGAUCAGAAUGAUGAGCUAUUUUUAUGGCCACAGAAACAAGGGCCCAGGACGCUUACGCAGGAAUACUUUAGUAUUCAAAAUCCAAAAUCACAGCCUGUAUUUGUACAGCAACCGAAGCAAAGACCUGAUUUUUAUCAACAAAUAGCAAAUAUUCAGCAAACGAUCGACUAUUUCACAACAAAAAGACCAAAAUCACACUCUUAUAGACCACAUAGUCAUAAGCCGAAAGCUAUUACGGCGAGGCCAUUCUACCAAUUUAGCUACCAAAAUAGACCUGAUCAACUUCCAUUUAGAGCGCCAAAACUAGAUCCAGAACCAUUCAGGCCAAUGGUUAGUUACAGCAAACCUUUUAAUGUCGAAAAUGAUUUUAAUACAAUCACACAGUCAGUAUCUACCGGUUACAAUAAUCAACAAUAUCUAAUUGAAAACUUACAUGCGACAACAGAGGCUCCUACCGCUUCAAAUUACUAUCCCAAAUCGAAGACACGAGAAGAAGAUUAUGAAGACGUUUCUUCAAAGGAUAUACGGACACAAAAUAUAAACCAUAUACCAAUUCAGAACGACAGGCCGUCACCUGUAGUACACCACGUAACAAGAUUUCCUAGCACCACACCGAAUCCAAUAAACCACGCUUAUUACACGAAGCAAGACGAGAGUUAUUUCGAUGAUAUCACCAGAAACUCAUUUGACAUUUUUGGCAAGAAGCUGGAAGACACUACGCGUGACAUACACGGGUUAGGGGUGACAGAGCCAUUAGAAACCGUCAAAACUCCAGUCGACAACAAUAUAAAUCUUCAGUACGAAUAUGAAAUAAUUGAACCAGAAGGUCCGACACACAAACCGCCGUCAUUGGUGGGAGAUACCAUAGUGAACGAUCGUAUACCACGACCCACUGUUAAUCCUGACAGUGAACCUAUACCAGAAAUUAACGCAGAAUUAAUUGAGCAACAGAAACCACCUUCAUUAGCAGGUGACACUUUGGUAAACGAGAGGCUACCUAGGCCGACUAUUAACCCUGACAGUGAGUUCAUACCAAUUUCCAACCCGGGCUACAGAACUUUGCAGCAGUACAGAGUCCAAACGCAAGUUCAAAGGCCGCAAUUUAACGGUGAACAAUACGAUUUGAACGCACCUUCGUUGGCCGGUGACACGGCGGUUAAUUACAGAAGACCGUUGCCGCACGUUAAUCCGGAUGCAGAAUGGAUAGCGCCCGCAAAUUCAGCAGGAGAAGGCAGACCGGGGUCGUUUGUUUCGUACAGACUACCCGGAGAAGGAGCUCAUGUGUACUUCUUGACGCCACAAGCAGCGCAAGCCUCGCGUCAGAGGUACCGGCCGGCUGGCUACGGACGGUGAAACUAAAGCUCUAGUCUGAACUGUUGACGCGUCGUUAUGCGCGUAUUGUGUACAUAUAAUAAAGCGCAAAUGUGAUGUUAAAGUGUCCUAAGUAGUGUAAGUUACGAAAGACUAGCGGGACGACCCGCGUUGCCAUAAACGAACACACGUGUUUGUUGUAAGCGAUGUUAUAAAACGGACGCUAUCGAUAUAUCUUACAAUGUUAUUUAUUAAAUUAUUAUUAAGAGACUGGUGCAUGCAUAGUGUUAGGUAAUUUAUUUAUGUCAGUAUUCUCAACGAACUGUCAGAAUGAUGUGAUAUAAAUGUGUGGCAAUGAUUGCGGUAAAUUGUUAUAUCGAAACUAUAAUAAUGGCAGCAAUUUAUAAUUGCAAUUGUUAUAUAAGCAAAUAUGCUACAAAUUUUUAUGUGAUUUUUUGUAUUAUAUUUCUAAAACAAAGAUUUUUUUUAAUAAAUAUUUAAAAUGUUAAUUGUA